UUAUUUUUUGAGUUUAAGAUAUAAUGGAAGAUAGCCAAAGCUUUAAUGCGGCGGAAUUUUUUGCCAGUGAACCGAACCUUCCAACUAUACUGGAAAGUGAUGAGAAGUCAAAUAUUCUCACAUCUUCCCCGACCGACUCUCCUCUAGUUAGUCCAGAAUCAACCAAGCCUAAUGUCGAAGAGCCUAAAAGUAAUACGACAACAACUUCCAAUGAAACGCGACCAAAUUCUCCGGAUACAGAUAAAACAGCAGUUGAAAUAGGAAAUGUCUCAUCAGAAUCACCUAUAACGCCUUCAAAAACUAGUAGUGGGUCAAAUACUCCAAGUAGUGAAAAGGGUUCCGGGAGUAGUAAUAAAAGAUCACAUUCUACACCUGCUCGUACAGGAAUAAAUAGUCGUUCGAACACUCCGGAUAUCAAUAGAAUAUCUCGAAGAAAGAAUAGAGAAUCCACUUAUACUCCAACAGGUUCUCGAACAACUUCUAGAAGUCGUUCAAAUACUCCAGAUAUUUCUAAACGUAAAAAUACUACAGGAUUCUUACAAAAUGAUCAACAUGAAAUGAGACCACUUAGAGAACCACUAACUAGCGCAAACUUUAUACAUAUUGGUGUUCCUGGUGAAAUCAAUUUUCCUUCUGCUAAUAUACGUGAAUUAACGAUUGGAGUUUUUCAUAUUUUUAAUCCAACGGAAAAACAGAUCUCUUGGAGUUUAACUGCCGCUGGCAAACCAACGUUUCGUCGUUUAGGUACAGCAACAAAUGCAGCAGUAGAAGUUGAAGAUGAUAUUUUCAAAGUAACUAAACCAAGAGGGUUUCUAGGUCCAAAACAUGCUGAAAGAGUUGAUGUACAUUUUUGUCCUUUAGGUGUUGGAUCUUAUAUGCAAACAUUUGUAUUAGAAGAUGCCUCUGAAGCUGGUACAAAUGAGGUUGAUUCUGUUAGUAUGAAAUUUCAAGGAGUUGCUACAGAAAAUACUUUUAGUGCCUUACUACAAAAACAUAAACCUCCAAAAAAAGAAGUGAAAUUUGAAGUUGAAGGAUCUGAAAUUAAAAUGCCUCCUACGAGAGUCGGUAAACAAAGAUCUAUGGGCAUUAAAAUAACAAAUGUUUCAAAAGAGUCAAUUAGACUUACUUGUAAAGUUGAUACUUCAACUGGCCCUGGAGGUAAAUUUGUUUUAUCUCUUCCUAUGAAUAGUGUCGUGGUUAAACCUGGAGGUUUCUCUAUUAUUCCUGUUCGUUUCCAACCAAGAGCGGAAGGUGAAGUUAAAGGUAUCGUCACAAUACAAUCUAUAAAUAAUGCCGAAAUUAAGGUUGAUGUCAUAGCAAAGGGUGUAUUGGAAAAUCGUCCAGCUUCUGUGGCUCAUAAUGUUCCUCAUUCAUGAUUUAUUUUAUUCUCACUUUAAUCUACUUUAACAGUUGACUAUUAGAUUCCUGAAUAGAACUCUUGUUUUUUUCUAACAGCAUUAUAGAUUUAGAUUGAAUGGACAAUUUUUUUUUUUCACACUGUAAAUUUUUCUCGUCUUGAUAAAGUGGACAGGAUCCAUUUUUUCAUAAAUUAAAUGUAUAGUUUUUCAUAUAUACACAUAUUUAUAUAUUUUGGUUAUUUUGCUAUUGUCUA
This is a messenger RNA of Rhizophagus irregularis DAOM 181602=DAOM 197198, 1612 nucleotides long. RefSeq lists its product as uncharacterized. The record is from RefSeq and is a predicted model, not a curated record. Lineage: Eukaryota; Fungi; Glomeromycota; Glomeromycetes; Glomerales; Glomeraceae.